UUCUUCCCUCAGAUCGUACCCCCCAUUCCCCAAUUGCUCUUGCAGGCAACCUUUGAGUGCUUCGCUUGGUUACUUGCCUCCUCCGUGUCCUUCUCCGUCACGAUGGCCACCACUCUUGCAGUCAUGCAGAUCAUCCCUGCCGCCCAGCGGUGAAGCUGAUGAGAUGGAUGUUCUGGUGGCUUCUUUCAGGGGAAUUCCCCCUUGGCUUCGUCAGCCGAGUGAAGAGCACCGUGCCGAGCUCUGCAUUCUUCGGAUGCAAGAGCAAGGUGUCCGCUAAUGGAACCUUGGGCAUUGCCAAUGGCAAGAGCCGUGUGGUGGCCGAGGCUGAGUCCUCCAAGACCAAGGUCGACAGGUGGGCUGGACUGGGGAACGAUAUCUCCGAUGAUCAACAGGACAUCCAGCGCGGGAAGGGUAUGGUGGAUGCCCUCUUCCAGGGUGCUCAGGGGUUGGGUACCCAGAACGCUAUUAUGAGCUCGUGGGGUUACGUCAGCCAGGGUCAGAGGACAUACUCCAUGGACAACAUCAAGGAUGGCCUCUACAUUGCACCCGCCUUCAUGGACAAGUUGGUGAUCCACAUCGCCAAGAACUUCAUGAACUUGCCUGGGAUUAAGGUGCCUCUGAUCCUGGGUAUCUGGGGAGGCAAGGGACAAGGUAAAUCGUUCCAAUGCGAACUGGUCAUGUCCAAGCUCGGCAUCAACCCUAUUGUGAUGAGUGCCGGAGAGUUGGAGUCUGGAAACGCUGGAGAGCCAGCCAAGCUCAUCAGGCAGAGGUACAGGGAGGCUGCGGACGUCAUCAAGAAGGGCAAGAUGUGCGCCCUCUUCAUCAACGACCUGGACGCUGGUACCGGACGAAUGGGAGGAACUACCCAGUACACUGUCAAUAACCAGAUGGUGAACGCCACCCUCAUGAACAUAGCGGACAACCCUACCAACGUGCAGUUGCCUAGUAUCUACAACAAGGAGACCAUCCCUCGUGUGCCGAUUAUCGUGACUGGAAACGAUUUCCCCACUCUGUAUGCUCCCCUCAUCCGUGACGGACGUAUGGAGAAGUUCUACUGGGCACCAACCCGUGAGGACCGAAUCGGAGUGUGCAAGGGUAUCUUUAGGCUGGAUAACGUGCAUGAUUACGACGUGGCCAAGCUAGUGGACCAGUUUCCCGGACAGUCUAUCGAUUUCUUUGGUGCCUUGAGGGCCCGUGUGUACGAUGACGAGGUGAGGAAGUGGAUCGCCAAGGUGGGAAUCGAGAACAUCGGCAGGAACCUGGUGAACUCGAAGGAUGGUCCCCCAACCUUCCAGAAGCCGGCAAUGACCAUCGACAAGCUGAUGGAGUACGGAAACUUGCUCGUCCAAGAGCAGCAGAACGUGAAACGUGUGCAAUUGGCUGAUAAGUAUUUGUCAUCCGAUGCUCUUGUCGACGCGAACGCCGACGCCAUCCAGCAAGGGACCUUCUACGGAUCGAGCGCGUAAGCCAUGAGUAUCAUCAAGCUUCCGAAUGGACUUAGAAAUUCUUGUUGUGUACUGAAUACACAUUCAUGUUUUGAAUUAGCAAAACAUCACGAAGUUGUUCUUGCACGGUUCAGAUGGAUGUUAGCUUAGUACACACCAGAUAAGAAUAGAAUAUAUGAACUGAAACUGAAACAUUCUGAGGUGCUGCUUGAAAUGAUGCUAAGAGGAGGUAGAUGUGUAACAGAACUAGUUCAUGAAUUAUUAUAAUUUUUUUCAUCAUGAAGUUAAAACAUUUUACAACAGUUUCAAAAA
Messenger RNA from Physcomitrium patens, 1757 nucleotides. NCBI's taxonomy places the organism in Eukaryota, Viridiplantae, Streptophyta, Bryopsida, Funariales, Funariaceae. The record is from RefSeq and is a predicted model, not a curated record.